Messenger RNA from Sordaria macrospora k-hell, 2307 nucleotides. RefSeq lists its product as uncharacterized. Gene Ontology annotation, cellular component: membrane. The record is from RefSeq and is a predicted model, not a curated record. Lineage: Eukaryota; Fungi; Ascomycota; Sordariomycetes; Sordariales; Sordariaceae. Gene Ontology annotation, biological process: transmembrane transport; fungal-type cell wall biogenesis.
AUGAAGCUUUGGUCAGCACGACCGCUUGCGGUCCUCGCAUCACUCGCGACACUGGUCGCCCCCUCCUUCGCCCGCGACAGAGUCCUACAAUCAAACUCGCUCGCGGCAUGCCAGGAAAACUCUGGCUUCACAGCCAGUCUCUUCGACGUCGUGUUCUUUCCCGACAAUGGAACCGUCAACAUCAACAUGCUCGCCACCUCGUCUAUUCAGGGCUACGUUGUCUUCGACAUCCGCAUCUUGGCUUACGGCUACCAAAUCAUGCACGAGGUUCUUGACCCGUGCAAUCUCGGCGACGAAUCACUGAGUCUGGCUGGUUUGUGCCCCAUGAACGCGGGCAAGAUGAGCAAUCCCUUCAAGCUGGAUCUCGGCCCCGAUGUCAAGGACAAAAUUCCAGGAAUCGCCUACACUUUCCCCGAUUUGGAUGCCACGGUUAAGGUCUUUGUCAACAUGACGGGCGGAGAGAUGGCUGGAGAGACUGUUGCCUGUCUCGAGGCCAAUGUCUCCAACGGCAUGACUGUUGAUCUGAUCGGUGUCAAAUGGGCCACCUGGGCUGUUGUCUUCCUGGGCAUCAUGUCCUCUGCCCUGCUGUCGGGUCUCGGAUACGCUAACGCUGCCUCCCACGUGGCUUCCAGCACGCUGUCGCUUUAUGGAUACUUCCAGGCCCAGGCCAUGAUCGGUCUCUGUGGUGUCCAUCUUCCUCCUGCCGUGCGAUCCUGGACUCAGGAUUUCGUAUGGAGUAUGGGCAUCAUCAGAGUCCAGUUCAUCCAGGAUAUCCUCACAUGGUAUCAGCGGGCCACUGGUGGUACCGCGUCCACCGUGCUUAACUCGCUCGAGACCGUGUCUGUCCAGGUCGAAAAGGUAAAGCGUGCGCUACCGGCUGAGUACGUUGAUCCCGCUAUCAACCUUUUCAAACGAGCGACCGCCAUGCUGCCUCGUGCCGCAGCCCAGGUCGGCGGCAGAAUCGCAAAGCGAGCCAACAUCCAGACUUCUUUCGGCAGUUAUAUCGUCUACGGUAUUCAGCGAGUUGCGUUCCGCGGUAAUAUCGAGUCAACCAACUUGUUCAUGACCAGUUUGACCUUCUUCUAUAUCUUUGUGGUCUUCACUGCUAUCCUGGUUAUCCUGUUCAAGCUUGGACUUGAGCUCUUUGCCAAGAUGGGCUGGGUCAAGGGUGAUGCCUUCUCCGAGUUCCGUGCCGGUUGGAUUACAGUCCUCAAGGGUAUCCUUUACAGAGUUGGACUUGUUGGUUUCCCGCAGGUCACUGUCAUGUGCAUGUGGGAGUUCACCCAAAAAGACUCUCCGGCGGAAGUGGCCUUAGCCGUCUUCUUCUUCUUUGGUCUCCUGGCAACCCUUCUCUGGGCCGCCUGGAAGGUCAUCCGGAUUGCUCGCCGCUCGAUUGCCCUUCAUAGGAACCCCGCCUACAUCUUGUUCUCGGACCCUCAGGCCCUGAACAAGUGGGGUUUCCUGUAUGUGCAGUUCCGCGCUUCAGGCUACUAUUUCAUCCUGCCUAUCCUCUUCUACAUUGUCAUUAAGGGCAUGUUCAUUGCCUUUGCUCAGGCCCACGGCACCCUCCAGGCUAUCGCGCUUCUUAUUAUCGAGGCUGCGGCGCUCAUUACGGCUACCGUCAUGCGCCCAUGGAUGGACAAGAGCACUAACACGUUCAACAUUGUCAUUUGCGCCAUGAACUUCCUCAAUGCCAUCCUUCUCUUCCUUCUGACGGAUGUUUUCGACUUCCCGCCCUUGGUUAUCGGUGUAGUGGGCUUGGUUCUCUGGAUCGCCAACGCCAUUGUGUGCUUGAUCCUCCUUCUUAUGCUUAUCAUCACCACCGCCAUAACUCUGUUCCACAACAACCCCGAUACUCGCUACCAGUUCAUGAACGACGACCGCACCUCGUUCAUGAAGUCGAACCCGAAGCUGCACACGCAGUCGGAACUCGAGGCUCUGGGUGUUACUGCGCGUGGCGAGAGCAAGCUUUAUACCAAGUCUCCCUUGAGCUUUGAGGAUGACGACUCGGCGGUGUCGAGCCCCAGCAACCCUCUGAACCGUCCGGGAACGGCCGAUUCCAACACGGGCAACCCGUACUUCCAUUCCAACAGGCAUUCCGGGCGUUGGAGCAAUGACCCGUCCCUCAUGAAGGACGAACCGUUUGUGAGGCACAGGCCAAGCGGAAGCAUCCAAACGCCGAGUCCGAUGACGGAUUCUGCUUCGAGUCUGCCGAGAAGGCAAGCAUCGCCUCACUCGGUGAUUUCAGAAAAGAAGCCGCAUACCACUAACGCGAGUCCCUGGCAGCGCGGUGCUGGAUACGAGUAA